AUGAUAUUGCUAAUAUUUGCAAACAUUUCAUCAAUCAUCUUAUAAUUUUGGGAAUGCCAAUAAAUUAUUGAAUAUGUCUUUCUAAGCAUAUCUAUAAGCAUUGAUAUAUUUCUUAUUGCUUUCUCUUUUAGAAAUUAGUAAUAAUACUUAAUUAGAAUGUUACUUAUGAUUUAAGCCUCAAUCCUUUUUUCAGUAUUUAAAAAUCCAAAGCUUUUAGCAAUCAAUGCAAUAUAUCAAUGUAUAAUGAGAUAAUUAAUGUAAACAUCGAAUCUAUUAUUUAAUUACCUUGAAUUUUCAAGUAACACUUUCAUUUUAUUAGGUUUUUUUGUAUUGAUAGCAAUUUUGAGUACAAGAUAUGAAUUAUUUGAUAUUAUGCGUACAUCUAUAUCAGCAAUUUUCUUUAUUGGUUUUUAAGUUAAGAUUCAAGUUUCCUUAAAAUAAAAUUCUAAGAAAGUAGUUGAAAACCAAACAGAAUAAUUCCCAAUACAAAUAGAAACUGAGGCAAUUAUAACUUAAUAAUAAUAAAUUUAAGUGCUAACAAAUUAUCCAGAAAUUAUACUAGAUGAUUUCUUAGCAGUUGUUCAUUCAAAUUAAAAGAUGAAUGAAAUGUUAUAUCAAAUGAAUUAAAAUGACGCAAUAAAAUUCUUACAAGAAAUACGUAUAACUAAUAUUGAUUCUAUUUCUGAAAAGAAAUUAGGAAGAUAUAGAGAAGACUCAUUAUUAUUAUUAUUAAGAAGAAUAAUUAAUAAAAGAUCAGAAUUUUAUGUUUAAGUUUUGGAUUAUAAUCAUCCAUUAUUAUAAAAAUAUUUAAUUUUGAUUCAUUAUAAGAAUUACUUUUAAAUUCAAUUUAUUUAAGUAAAUGAAAGAGAUACUUUUAUCAAAAAGAAAUAUUUAAGUUAAAUUUUAUAUUAAUUAUUCAAAUCAAUCUCCCAUGAAUUUGGAACAUUAUUAAAUUAUCUCUUAGCAUUAUCUUAAGUAGCAAUAGAAUAAUUUCCAAAUUAAGUAGGAUUUUUUUAACCUAUAAAAGCAACAGGAUAAAUAAUGCAUCAUUUAGUUUAAGAUAUGGUUGAUUAUAGUGAUAUAUUAAAUAAGAAAUUCCAGUUGCAAUUUGCACCUGUAGAUGUGGAAAAAUUACUAUAAGAAGUUAUAGGUUUCUAUAAGUAAUAAAUUGAAGAGAAAGGUUUGACAAUUUGUUAUUAAAUUAUAUUAGAUGAUAAAUCAAAAUUUAUUGAUGGAAGAAGAUGUCAAUAAGUUUUAAAUAAUCUAAUUGCAAAUGCAUAAAAAUUUACAGUCUAAGGAGGAAUCAAGAUUACUGUUACUGAAUAAUCAGGUUUUACAAUAUUUUCAGUUGAAGAUACUGGAUUUGGUAUGAAUUAGGAAACAUUCGAAAAUUUAAAUUAAAUUUUAGAAAAUGAAUUUAAGUCAGAAGAAAAGAUUUCAUAAAAUACUGCUGGAUUUGGCUUAGGUUGUUAUUUAUCUAAUUAAAUUGCUUUGAAAUUAUCAAAUCUAUCAAUGUUAGCUGGUGGAGGAUUAAAAUAUAUUAGAUUAGAAAAAGGAAUUCGUGUUUCUUUUAAAGUAAAGAAUUAACCUUUUGAAAUAUUAUAUACAAGUUGUGAUAUAUAAUCUAUGAAAUCUGGAAUUUUAUUUAAUGAAAAUGGUUAUUUUGAUUCUCGUCAAUCUAUGAUAGAUUUAUAAUUAACAAAUAGAAAUAAAUCUGCAGAAAAUCAUUUAAUGUUAACAGUGAAUAGAAAAUCUGCUUUAUUAUCAAUAUCAUUUUCUCCAAAUUAAAUAAUUUAUUAAGUAGAAUAAGAAUUGAAACAAGAAAAUGAAAUUGCUGAAAGAGUUAGACAAUGUUAAUUUAUUAGAAGAAGGGAAACAUAAAAAAAAUCACCUACUUUUGGAGCUUCUUCAUCUGAUAUACAAGAUAUAACAAAUAUCAGAAAUUUUAGAGAAUAAUCACAUAUAUUAAUUGUUGAUGAUGAAAUGAUUAAUAUUAUUAGUUUAAAGAUUCUGCUAAAUUAAUUUAAUAUUAAAUGUACUUUUGCUUUUAAUGGAUUAGAAGCAUUAAAUAAAAUUAAAGAAUGUAUUAAAUAAUAUUAAUUAUAAUAGCUAAAGAAAGAUUUGAUUUGAUUUUUAUGGAUGUUAAUAUGCCAAUGAUGGAUGGAUUUUAAGCUACAGAAUAAAUAUUAAAAUUAGAUGAUAAUUUUAUUAUUGUAGCAUGUACUGCUUUUACUGAUGUAGAAACAAAAGCUAAAUGCUACUCUGUUGGUAUGAAGUACUAUAUCAAUAAACCAGUUACAAAAUUAGAACUUUUGAAAUUAUUGAAUCACUUAAAUUUAAUUAUAUAAUGA
Messenger RNA from Paramecium pentaurelia, 2351 nucleotides. Lineage: Eukaryota; Ciliophora; Oligohymenophorea; Peniculida; Parameciidae. The record is from the annotation of a GenBank genome assembly.